CCACACUCCACACUCCACACUCUUUGACUCUACCUCUCUAAUCUUUAGUUGUCACCCGUUUUGGCGUUUCUCCGUGCCAACGUACACACGACUCUCUCUCUCUCCCUGGGCACUGAAAGUAGCAGCUUGCCCAGAAAUUCACCUCCCCUUCCUUUCUCGAAACCCUAAGCAACUAAGCUAGUUGAUAGCGAUCAGAUCUACAGACAUUUUAUGCAUUUGUUAUCCAGUGAAGCAGCUUUAGCUAGUGGGAGUUUAAAUGGCGAACUCCGACCCAACAAGACGACCGAGGCCGGGACCAUGGCCGCCGACACCCGAGGCCACUGCAGUGCCAUCGUCGUGGGCCAAGAGGACUGGAUUCAGAGCGAGGUUCUCUGGUGAGACGAAUGCGAGUGAUUCUGGUCAGAUUAUUCCAGUUCCAAAACCUAAGGAGGCGGAGCCACAAGUGGAUCUUGAAUCCGGUCGAGCUCGGGCGCCUCCAGCUGCGAAUGGUGAGCAUGAGAGUGAGAAAAUGCCAGUGUCGACCGAUAGAGAUCAAUCUGUUAAGAAGAGAAGGGAGACGGAGGGAACUGCAAGGAGCGCAGCAGCGCCCAAUACCAACGGCCAGGCUCGGUCUGACCCUCCGCCUCAGCCUCCAAAACCCAGCCGAGAAGAAGAGGUCGUUGGUGUCUUGCCUCAAUCCAUUGACGACCAAGGGUUUGCGGGACAUCACACUCAUAUGAAAUACGAGCUCAGAGAUAACCCUGGCCUCGUUCCCAUUGGUUUGUAUGGACUUCAGCAUUAUCUUUCCAUGUUGGGUUCCUUGAUUCUAAUUCCACUUGUCAUAGUUCCAGCGAUGGGCGGCAGUCAUGAGGAUACUUCUGUGGUGGUAUCUACUGUACUAUUCGUUUCAGGGAUGACAACACUGCUGCACACGUUCUUCGGGUCUAGGUUACCGUUGACACAAGGUCCAUCUUUUGUUUAUCUGGCUCCAGCACUGGCAAUAAUUAACUCACCUCAGUUCCAGGGACUGAGUGGAAAUAAUUUUAGGCAUGUUAUGAAGGAGCUGCAGGGAGCUAUUAUUAUAUCUUCUGCAUUUCAAGCAGUAUUGGGGUAUAGUGGGAUCAUGUCAGUCUUUCUGAGGCUGAUCAAUCCAGUGGUUGUAGCCCCUACAAUUGCUGCUGUUGGACUCUCCUUCUAUAGUUAUGGUUUCCCUCAAGUGGGUAACUGCAUUGAGAUUGGCGCAGUGCAGAUAUUGUUGGUCAUUAUUUUUUCGCUUUAUCUUCGUAAAAUAUCUGUCUUCGGUCAUCGUAUGUUUCUAGUUUAUGCAGUUCCCUUGAGUCUUGCAAUCACAUGGGCUGCAGCUUUCCUUCUUACUGAAGUUGGUGCCUAUAAUUACAAGGGUUGUGAUAUAAAUGUACCUGCCUCAAAUAUUAUAUCUGAAUCCUGCAGAAAACAUGUUUUGAGGAUGAAGCACUGUCGAGUUGAUACUUCUCAUGCACUGAAAUCUUCCCCAUGGUUUAGAUUUCCAUACCCGUUACAAUGGGGUACACCUAUCUUUGACUGGAAAAUGGCUUUAGUAAUGUGUGUGGUGUCCAUAGUUGCAUCAGUUGAUUCAGUUGGUUCAUACCACGCAUCAUCAUUAUUGGUUGCAUCCAGACCUCCAACACCAGGUGUCGUCAGCCGUGGUAUUGGUCUUGAAGGCCUUUCAAGUGUCUUGGCAGGUCUGUGGGGUACAGGAACUGGUUCUACGACUCUUACUGAAAAUGUGCACACAAUUGCAGUAACCAAAAUGGGUAGCCGAAGAUCAGUUGAGUUAGGUGCAUGUAUUUUGAUACUCUUGUCUCUUGUCGGAAAAGUUGGGGGUUUUAUUGCUUCAAUUCCUGAUGUCAUGGUGGCUGCAUUGUUGUGUUUCAUGUGGGCGAUGCUUACCGCAUUAGGGUUAUCAAAUUUACGGUACAGUGAAGCAGGAAGCUCCAGAAAUAUUAUUAUAGUUGGGCUUUCUCUGUUUUUCUCCUUGUCAAUACCUGCUUACUUCCAGCAAUAUGGUGCUAUUCCUAAUGCCAACUCAUCCGUCCCAAGUUAUUUCCAACCAUACAUUGUAUCAUCUCAUGGUCCUAUUCGCAGUAAAUAUGGCGGGUUGAACUAUGUUUUGAACACCCUGCUGUCAUUUCAUAUGGUGAUUGCAUUCAUCAUUGCUGUAAUCUUGGACAAUACCGUACCUGGAAGUCGGCAAGAACGUGGGGUGUAUGUCUGGUCUGAAUCAGAGAGUGCAAGUAGAGAACCUGCAGUUGCCAAAGACUAUGGGUUGCCUUUCAGAGUUGGACGAGUCUUCAGAUGGGUCAAAUGGGUUGGGCUUUGAGAGGUAAGGUUUUUAUUAGAUAUAUCCCAUUGAUUGUUUUCUCCCCUGCAUUCAUCAGAUGUUGCCAGGCAGUGCAACUCAAAAGGAUGAUUCUCAUACGUCAGAUGGUCUUGAAUCAAAUGUAGAAAAAUGGCAUAUGAUGGAUAUUCUGUCAGGGGACAUCUGUGAGAUCAAGGAACAAAUCCUCUUGUGCACUAUAGGAGAGUCAUGGAAAGAUGUAUCGGUGUUCUAAUUCCAGUUAUGAACAAUGUAUGUGAUCUGAAUCACAGGAAUUUGCAACUUGGGAUGGAUUCUUCCUUCUCCCCCAUUCUUAAUGUUUGCGAGUUCAGUAUUGGGAUUUCCAGCUUCUGGGAGGGGAUAUCUGGAAGAAUAUUAGAAUGAGUUAAAAUUUUGUACAGCAAUGGAGGCUAGGUUCUUUCUCAAGAAUUGGUCUUUGAUUAUGGUCAUGUGAUGAUACUUCUGAGAAAUCUUCAGUUCUCAUUCACCAACUUGUAUAAUCAACUGUUUUGAAUGGUACAAAUGUCAAGAAAAUCCUAUCUAUGGUGCUUGGGCGUCCAAUGGGGAGUGGGGUGGUGCCUGAGACUGCUGCCUCUUUCAUGAUUAUCCAGCGAAUUUCCAUCUUCAACCUUUUUUGCUGCUCUGGUCUUUUAAGUGUGUACCCUCUUUGAGGUCUGAAGUCUGUUUCUAGAAAAAGUUUUAGUUAUCGUUGCUGUAAAUUGUUUAGACCAUUACAAUGAUGUUUUAUUUCGUAAAUCCGAAUAUACAGACCAAGACUUAAAUUUAUAUUACGUCAACUUGUUCA
Macadamia integrifolia is the source of this 3140-nucleotide messenger RNA. Its product is annotated as nucleobase-ascorbate transporter 12-like. The record is from RefSeq and is a predicted model, not a curated record. Gene Ontology annotation, molecular function: transmembrane transporter activity. NCBI's taxonomy places the organism in Eukaryota, Viridiplantae, Streptophyta, Magnoliopsida, Proteales, Proteaceae. The coding region runs from base 257 to 2338 and encodes 693 amino acids. Gene Ontology annotation, biological process: transmembrane transport. Gene Ontology annotation, cellular component: plasma membrane. The transcript has 10 exons.